AGGGACACGACUGCUCGAUCGUGACCGUAGUAGCAGCAUGGGGUGAAGGUGCGAGCGAGCGAAAAACUGGAGAAAGGAAAUAAACGAGCGAGAUGAAUCGACGAGUGGGAGCGACCAGGGAAUAUAAACAGCGAAACAGGGAAGAGAUUAUCAUACCUUGCGCGUGUUGGAAGAGGAUGGCUUUAUAUUCUUGGUGGACGGAAAGGGAGGUAAAGGUGGGUGGCGAUGGUGGUGGCGGCAAUGGAGAAAAAGGGGGGCUGCGGAGGUGAGAAGGCAGGAGAACCAGCCUCUGCCAGUAUCCACGUGUUCAGUGUAGUAGCGCGUUAUGACCCGGAUGUUAGAUCGUAGCUGCAGUUUUGCGAGAACCUGCCGACCCGGAUGUCUCGUUCGUCGUCUACAAGUGAUCCGCUACUAAUGUCCUCCUGGUCACCGAAAUAUGUUCAAUCGGAUAGAUGCGAGCAAAUCAACGAAAGGUGCCAGCAAACUUCGAAGGGACCUGAUAAAUGCCGAAAUCGCCAACUUACGUGAUUUACUGCCAUUACCGCCCUCGACUCGUCAGAGACUUUCCCAGCUACAGCUUAUGGCCUUGGUCUGCGUAUUUCUUCGAAAAGCCAAUUACUUUCAACAAGCCUUGAAAAACUGUCCGUCCGACUCUUCGAAUAUCCCGACCCCUAACAUUGGAUUUUCAAAAGCCAUGUCCGGAUUUAUAAUGAUGAUGACUCAACAAGGGAAACUGUUGUAUAUAUCGGAAAAUGCGGCAGAAUAUCUUGGACACUCAAUGGAGGAUUUGCUUAUCCACGGGGAUAGUGUUUACGACGUAAUAGACAAGCAAGAUCACAUGGUUGUACAAAAUCAAUUAUCUAGAAAUAGUCCAAUUCCAAGCGAUAGGAGAUUGUUUCUUUGCCGGAUCAACGUAUCCAGGAAUUCUCGGAGGCAGCUUCGUUUCGGCGAUCAAAAAGUGGUUUUAGUUGAAGGCCAUUUUUUACCUUUCGUUCCCGUUUGUAAUCGAAAUGAAUUUGUUUUCCUUGCUUCCUGCACACCCGUUGUUUUACCGGAAACUAGAGAAAGUAUCGUGCAGGGUGCGACAAAUAUUUUCACCACCAUUCACUCUAUGGAUAUGAAGUAUCUUCAUAUCGAUAAAACGGCUGAAAGCCAUUUGGAAUAUACCCGCAACGAAUUAGUGAAUAUGUCAUGGUAUAAUUUGUUACAUUGGGAUUCGAUACGGACAGCAUAUUGCAAACAUCAAACUGUUAUUCAGUCUGAUCAAGAACGCUCUGCAACCGCAUUGUUGAGACUGCAAAGCCGUUCUGGACGGUGGUUCUGGGUACAUUGCGUUUUACAAGUCAAAGACACUUCCGAAGAAUGUCAACAUCCUAUCAUUGUGUGCACAAACCAAGUUUUGAAUGACAGGGAAGCGGAAGUAAUGCGCUCAAGUUCCUGGCUGUACCAGUAUUCGUCCCAAACUAAAUUUACCUACACCAUCUGCUCUGGAAGUCAGAACCGCAAUGUGCCAUACGCUACCGGCAGCCAAAGUAAUCAACAGCAAGAUUACACUCGUUCCUUGUCCCACGCACAUAACAACGAUACGCAACAUUCUCCCGACAUACGAAAUUCUGAGCAAGAUCUGCACAAUUCGUCGAAGACGCAGCUGAAGGAUUACGCAGCGAGAAAUCCACGAGAAGAUGCGGAACCAGUUGAUAUGUCGAUCAGCAGUAGCGAGCAUGAAAACAGGAACGUGCACGUGAACAUUCAACAUGGCCAUUAUGCGCUUAGUCAGUUCACCGAUAGGUACAAAACGCAUCAUAAAAAUUCAUUGAAUUUGAGCGGUUAUCGCGCAAAGUUUAUCCAAUGCCAUGGUCAAUACAGCAUGGACACAUUAUCGCCCAAGUAUUAUAUCACGGACUUAGAUAAGGAAUACUGUUGUAACGAAAGGAACAACAGCCACAAACGACUUCCGGGUAAGGCGUUAUCAGCGUCCGUAACAGGGUCGACAGCAGAUCCUUCGGAGCUAUCUAUGGAACACUGGAACUCGAGCCCAGUUUGGUCGGAUACCUUGCAAAGGGUGCCAGAUGUGGUUCAUCAGGAACUUAGCCCGUAUGUAGCUACGCCAACUACACCGGUCGACACUCCAGACUCUGAGCUACACCCGGAAACACCGAUUUUCAAUUUUGAUUGGGCAGGCGAACAGCACGUACCCAAUCUGAAGAUUACGUUUCGCAGUUCGAAUCAGGGGCCCAGAAAAGUUCAGGAUGUUCAACCUAUUACGUUGCAGUUACCACGGAAAAAGGGCCAGUCCAUGAAUGAUUCUAAAGACUUUCCUAAAUAAGACUGUGCACUCGCGUUCAGUUGGUGCUUUACAGUUAGAUAGGCAAAUAUUUUGUUUCCUCUUUAAGUAGGUAUAACUUUGUAAGUACACUGAGAGUUCGAGUCUGUGAGUAGAGUGAAAGUUGGUACAUGUCGAUUGAUGACUAGACUGGGAGUAUUUGUAAAAAAAUUUUUGAAAAAUAUUCAAUUUUAAAUUGGUGACAGUCGAUCCAUUAAAUUAAUUCCUAGUGUAACAAUAUUGAGAGAUUUACGAUUGAUUGGUAUCAAUACAAGAUUGAAAUUGAUUUUUGAUUAGAGUGAAAAUAUAGUAGUUUUGUUUUUUUGUUGGUUUGAAAGCUAUCAGUAUUAAAUAAAAUCUGCUUGGUGGUAACAGAGAUUUAUGGGUAAGAUGCCAUAAAGUAUUAGAAUAAUAAAAGGUAGACAUGGAAAUUUUACAAUAUACGUAGUAAAUAUUGAUCGUAAGAGUACAAGAGUACCUAAUUUUUUUAGUGGUAAAAAAAAAAAUGCUUUGACCAGAAUGUCUAAAAGUUUUUAUAGAGAAAAUUUUAGGAGAAAUGUUGAAAUACAGCUUUUUAGAAAUUAUUUUUAUAUAAUAUUUUUGAAUAAAGAACAUUUCAAAGUAGUAGCAUUGUUAGUAUCUUGGCAAAAUGUUCAAUAAUUAAUUAUGAAAUUAUCUGUAUAAGUUUUAGCCGAGAUCCAAGUAAAAGAAAAUGUCCACUAAUAAAGAAUAUUUUCAAUGUUAA
Molecule: messenger RNA, 3068 nt
Organism: Frieseomelitta varia
Lineage: Eukaryota; Metazoa; Arthropoda; Insecta; Hymenoptera; Apidae
Gene: dysf
Product: neuronal PAS domain-containing protein 4
Exons: 9
Coding region: 437-2326 (629 amino acids)
Biological process (GO): regulation of transcription by RNA polymerase II
Molecular function (GO): RNA polymerase II transcription regulatory region sequence-specific DNA binding; protein dimerization activity; DNA-binding transcription factor activity, RNA polymerase II-specific
Source: RefSeq, a predicted model, not a curated record